AUGAUCGCAAAGGACGAGCAUCACAACGUUAAAAACGACCAUCCAAGUCCCAGUGCCUUCGCACACGCUGUUCUUCGGACCACCACGGACAAUUACGCGGCCAUGACACGUUGGUACCUUAAUUUGUUGAAUGCAACGAUCGCCUUCGAAGUCCCGUAUUUCAUGUUACUGCGCUAUGAUGAAGAGCAUCACCGCAUUGCCAUCGCCGCUAAGCCCGAGCACGUUCCCAAGCCCAAAGACCAACGCAUCGCUGAAGUUGACCAUCUGGCAUAUACAUAUUCCACACUUACGGAACUGGCUCAGGUCUACACGUCCUUGAAAGCCAAGGACAUGCUGCCAAUCUGGACCGUCAACCAUGGUCCCACCACCAGUUUCUACUACCGCGACCCGGACGGCAAUAAGGUGGAACUGCAGGUGGACAACCUCGACACCACUGAAGAGGCCGAUGAAUUUGUGAGAGGACCCAAGUUUGCCAUGAAUCCAAUGGGGACAGACAUUGAUGCCGAGUCAUGGGCCAAGGAGAUCUUGGCUAAGGUCCGUCCAGAUGGCAAAGAAGGCCUGACCGCCGACGAGGUUCGACGCCUGAAGACGCGGAAAGAAAUUGGGGAGCGCUUUACUACGCCCGCGGUUUUCUAG
Exophiala bonariae is the source of this 636-nucleotide messenger RNA. RefSeq lists its product as uncharacterized. The record is from RefSeq and is a predicted model, not a curated record. The coding region runs from base 1 to 636 and encodes 211 amino acids. The transcript has a single exon. NCBI's taxonomy places the organism in Eukaryota, Fungi, Ascomycota, Eurotiomycetes, Chaetothyriales, Herpotrichiellaceae. Gene Ontology annotation, molecular function: ferrous iron binding; catalytic activity.